CAUUUAUGGAGGGCAUAAAACGAAGGCGGGUCGUUAAAUGCAUUCAAACGAAUGAAAAAUAGAGGAAUAUGGACUUCAACGAUACCCUAGAAUCUUUAAAAAAAAAUCUUUGCACUUUUACCCAAAAAAAUGAAAUUCUGAAAACUUUAAUUUUAUAACUUAGAAAACUAUUUUCAUAGUUUGUGAGGUAUAGCUAACUUUUAGGCAGUUGAUGGAUUGUUCCCAAAAAACCGACUAUAAAAGUUGUAAAUCUGUAUGCGAGGGUAUAUUAAUAUCCUUCACACCCAACAACAUGUAAGCUGGUAAAAUCCUUUUAAAAUUUGGCCGCCAUUCAAAGACAAUUGAAAUGCCAAAUUAAUUCUGCACACAACACUGGGACAAUAAAUGUUUCGAAUUAUGUCUUUGUUUUAAGUAGAUUAAAUAUGUUAAACGAUGAAGAAAUGUUUUUCCUUCAAAUUUAUAAUUUAAGAUGUUUCUAAAGUAAAGCUUCUUCUACUUUUGAGAAAUAAAGUAGGCUUCCAGUAUUGUAUUUUUCACUCUUGUCAGUCUUAAAUUUUGGUCUUAGCAAAUCCAUAAAGUCAUCGAAAAAUUGUUUAAAUGUUUAAAGUACCAUUUGGUGGAGUAGAGAAGACCAUUUGAAUGUCCGGCCAGAAAUACAGGCGGACUCGUCGUCCGGUGGCGGAAAUAAUCCGUGAACUGAGGCAUCUCCGCUCCUCUCCCCUGCGAAUCAACGACGAGAAUGAGUUGUGGGCUGAGGGUCAUGAGAGGCCGCCAACACCAGAUCUUCCUAUCGACAGUCGCGAUCAAUUGGAGCAACUGCGUCUAAGUCGCCAUCGAAUUGGCUUGCUUCUGCUGCGACCUAUGACCUUUGAGCAGGCAAUUACCGGAUGCUUUGUUCGGGUGAAUAUUAAUGGUCCAGGGGAAUUGCCGAAUUAUCGGAUUGCUGAGAUUCUGGGCGUCGGGGAACUAGACUAUGGCUAUAAAGUCGAGGAUAUACCCACGAAUUUAACAUUGAGGCUGCGCUACGAAGAUCUAGUGGUGCACCAUGAGAUCACCGAUGUAUCCAACUUGCCAUUUACCCAAGAGGACUUCGAAUUGUGGCGGGAUAUUUGCAUUAAUCAGGCCAUCAGCCCACCCACUACUCACAUGGUGACCCGUAAAAAGAUCGAAUUAUAUAACGCUCAGCAGUGCGAGGCCAAGCCAUUGUCUCUGAUCCAAAGGACCUUCUCACUGGCACUGAGACCACCGCAGAAAUGUGGCAUCAUGGAACGCCAUGGCGCUGUCUAUCCCUGGAAAUUGAAGCAUCCAUCCCCAGUGGUUCCGGAACCACCGCCCAUGCCACCGCCAGGAAAUCCACCCAGGGGUCUCACCUAUCGCCCGAAACAUGAAUUCUUAUCCCCAGAUCUCAAGGAAGAGAAAGAGAAAGAUACGGAGAGGAAUCUGCCCCAAAAACGAAAUCUGAAAUAGAUGGCAAUUAGUCGACUAUUUAGAUAACCAAACCUGUACAAUAUUAAAUCGCAUUCAAUUGUAAAAUAUAUAAAUGGUUAACAGAUAA
Messenger RNA from Drosophila eugracilis, 1555 nucleotides. RefSeq names its product RNA polymerase-associated protein Rtf1. Gene Ontology annotation, cellular component: Cdc73/Paf1 complex. Gene Ontology annotation, molecular function: DNA binding; RNA polymerase II C-terminal domain phosphoserine binding. Lineage: Eukaryota; Metazoa; Arthropoda; Insecta; Diptera; Drosophilidae. Bases 640 to 1467 code for a protein of 275 amino acids. The record is from RefSeq and is a predicted model, not a curated record. The transcript has a single exon.